This is a messenger RNA of Sardina pilchardus (European sardine), 4669 nucleotides long. RefSeq names its product leucine-rich repeat-containing protein 15-like. Gene Ontology annotation, cellular component: extracellular matrix; plasma membrane. Gene Ontology annotation, molecular function: protein binding. The transcript is spliced from 2 exons. The coding region runs from base 217 to 1881 and encodes 554 amino acids. NCBI's taxonomy places the organism in Eukaryota, Metazoa, Chordata, Actinopteri, Clupeiformes, Clupeidae. The record is from RefSeq and is a predicted model, not a curated record.
UGGAUACUCUUGUAAGAUUGAAAGAGUUGAUGUAAAGAAGGUGAAAAAGAUGAUAGCUGUGACACAUUUUUGACAAAAAAGUCACAGCAGUCCUGAUCACACUGAAGCCGAAUGUGCCCCCGCGCGUUCAUAUGCAACGCAAAGGGCUGCCAUUGACAUCAUUGUAAAUCCUUUGGCGUUGAAUGUAGACUCAAGAAGGCAACGGAAACUUCUCGGAUGAUCUGUGAUUGGUCACCAACAUCAGGCGAGAAUUUGGGACAAAUGUUUCGACUACACAGUUCCAUAUGUAUUUUGCUGGCUUUUAUAACGGGCUGCUCUGGGGAGUCCGCAUGUGACAAAGAAGGUGAAAAAGAUGAUAGCUGUGUCAAACGACAAGUUUUUGACAAAAAAGUCACAGCAGUCCCGGUCACACUGAAAGAAGGUUUCACAGAUAUUUUUUUUGUGGGCAGUCAAAUCAGUUUAAUUCACAAAGGUGCAUUUGCCACAAAUCCUCAGCUUGAGAAGAUUGAGUUCCUUGGUGCCACUACAGAUUCCAUUGAGCCUGGAGCAUUUGAGGGCUUAAAUAACCUUACGCUCAUUGAGAUAUCUAACACACCACUGGAGUCACUUUCUGUGGGAGUUUUUCAGGAUUUGAAAAGCCUCGAAACUCUUGUUCUGAAAAACAACAAAUUACAGAGUUUACAGAAGGGAUUGUUUGAUGGUCUUGAUAAACUCAAAGAUCUACAGCUGCAUAUGAAUGAGAUUGCAACUAUCGAGGACGGGAUAUUCGACCAGCUAGAGAAUCUUCAGACUCUUCAUCUGGCAAAAAAUAAUGUCAGCUCCAUUUCAUCAUCUCUCAUCUCAGAAUUGAAGAAACUCAAAGUAAUCAGACUGUAUGAAAAUGAGCUAUCAUCUCUACCUGAUGGAAUAUUUGACAAUAUGCAAGGACUUACAGAGAUUGCUUUACAAAACAACAAAAUAUCAUACAUACAGCCACAAUUAAUUCCACACAAAAAUCAUUUAGGAAAGCUACUGUUAGACAACAACCUCUUGACAGAGUUGCCACCACAGAUGUUUGUCAACUUUCCAUUACUUAGAACAUUGACACUCCACAGUAAUCAAUUAACACAUCUGCCACCAAACUUAUUUGGAGAAAUGCCUAAACUUACAGAGUUAAGUUUUAAGAGCAACAAUCUCACCACACUUCCUCCUGGAGGCCUGAGUGUCCUUUCAAAGAUCAAAAAAUUGGAUCUGUCAGAAAAUCUGUUUGAAACUGUGGCAGGAGAGUUUUUUAUUGGUUUGGAGAAGGUUGCAGAUCUUAAUCUUCAGAAAAAUUCUAUUAAAUCCCUCACAUCAGACAAUUUUGAGCCAUUAAAAAACUCAUUAUCAACCCUGAAACUUUCUAGAAACCAACUGAAAUGGCUUCCAAAUGAUGUUUUCAGUUCUCUACCGAAACUGAGUAAAUUAUACCUGGAUGGCAAUCCUUGGCAUUGUGACUGUAAUCUGAUACCCUUUUAUGAAUGGAUGAAAUCCAAUCCCAAAAUGUUAAAAUCUGUAGUAUUAUGUGCCUCACCUGAGUCUUUGAAAGACCAAGAGAUCAUCAAACUAGAAGAAAGUGUAUUAAUAUGCCCCACUACUCUGCCAACUACUACUGCUUUACACACUACUACCACUCCUAUGCCAACAACAACAACAACACAGACUACUACAAUGGAGACAACAACCAUGACUACAGCACUGCCAACCACAACACCUACAACUACAUUGCCAGUAGCUACGACAGUGCCAACAAUAACCUUUUACGAAUGGAUGAAAUCCAAUCCCCAAAUGUUAAAAUCUGUAGCAAAAUGUGACCAAGAGAUCAUGAAUCUAGUAAUAUGCCUCACUACCAGUGAUGUAUAAAGUAGAGAUCCAGGCUUGAGUAGAAGUACAAGUGCUCUAUCAAAAAAGUGACUUGAGUAGAAGUAGUCUCACUCUCUUUAAGAACCAUACUUAAGUGGAAGUACUAUAUUAAAUAUAUUUUGUUCUUAAGUAUUGAGAGUAGUUUAUUUUUAAAAUGACUACUCAAGUACUGAAAGUAAAAGUACAAGUAUUGUGUAAUUAGCUGACAACAUAGAGUAAAACAGGUAAAAUAGAAUAAAACAAGAAAAUAAAAGUAGUACAAAAAUAAGAGCAAGGUUAAAGAGCAAUAAAUGAAAUAAGAUAUCAAAAUAAAUAAAAAGAUAAAAAGAUAAAGAAUAAAAUAAAAAGCAGUAGGGAAUAUGGGAGGGAAUUAAAGGUUGUUAAAAGCAAGAGUGAAAAGGUAUGUCUUUAAGUUGGACUUAAAGCUGGCAAGGGUGGUAUAGAGGAUUUAAUAUGGGGUAGAAGGGGAUUCCAAAGGUUUGGGCCAACAACAGAGAACACCCGGUCACCUCUCGUUUUGAGACGAGCACGGGGGACAGAUAGGAGCUGUUUUGUAGAAGACCGGGUCGACCUUGGUGUGGAGUGUGGGGAAAGCAUUUCUGCAAUAUAAGGGGGGCUAAGCCAUUAAGAGCUUUAAAAACAAAGAGUACAAUCUUUAAAUCAAUUCUGAAUUUGACAGGGAGCCAGUGCAGCUGAGCCAGGAGUGGUGUGAUAUGCUCUCUCUUUUUAGUGCUAGUGAGCAAUCUGGCUGCUGCAUUCUGGACCAUCUGUAAUUUGUGGAUGUUGGAUUGAGUAAGACCUGUGUAUAAAAUAUUGCAAUAAUCAAGUCUGGAGGUAAUGAAUGCAUGUAUAAGUAUUUCAAGAUCCUUCUGUGAUAAAAGGGAUUUAAGAUUCGAUAUUACUCUAAGUUGAUAAAAAAACACUUCUGACCACACUAUUGAUUUGUUUAUUAAAACUAUCCAGCAUAACACCAAGAUUCCUAACCACAGAGUGCAGGUUAUUAGAGAGGGGACCAAGAGCACUGCUGAGGCUGGUGACAGAGGAAGGGGGGCAAAAUAUAAUGACUUCAGUUUUGCUACCGUUGAGUUGUAAGAAAUUGCAUGCCAUCCCAGAUUUAAUGUCAUUGAGGCAGCUAUACAGUUUGUCUAAUGUGCAUGUGGUCUGAGGGGCAACUGGGAGGUAGAUCUGGGUAUCGUCAGCAGAUAUUACCAUGGCCAUGUGUGAUCAUUUUUUUUUUUUUAAAUCAUGGAAACAGUUGCUAUGCUUUCCUGCCCCGAUCACUGGCUAAUUCGAUGAGAACAUUUUAGAGUCAAUACAGACAACAGCAUACAGUAUGAUUGGUUUGGCUCGGCAUUCACAGCAGCUAGGUCAGUGUGUGAACCAAAGAUCAUAGAGCACUCUAUGAUCUUUGGUGUGAACACAGCGACCGAAGGGACAAACAAACAACACAACACAAAACUUUGUUACUCUCUGCUCACUACUCUUACUCUCUGCUCACUACUAGGCCUACUGCUUCACACACUACCACCAUUCCUGUGCCAACAACAACACAGACCACAAUACAACAACCAUGACUACAGCACUGCCAACCACAACACCUACAACUACAACUAUGUUCACCACUUCAGUUCAGUCCUUUGCGUGACCAAUAAAUCCUAUACACUCUGAAGUAUAUGUGGGCUGUGGCAUACAACUAAAUUUAGAGUAAAGUCAAAUAUCAAGCAUGCCAAGUCAUAAUUAUUUAUUUUGUCCAAUUACAUUUUGUCCAAUUUCUUAAUUAUAUGUCAGCUUUUAUAUGCCACCAAUCACAUUUGCCAAUAUUAAAUAAGGCCAACUUACAUCCGUGCAGUCUCAAGGAGGCUCAGAUAAAGUCGCUUCAAAACUGGUGUUUUUGGACCCCUCAGAUACAGUAGAGCUUCUUUUCAACUAUUUUCAGCCACUGACUUAGUAGCCUAAGUAUAUUCAAAUUAUGCAAAUUAAGAGCUUAUUGAUUUUUAAAAAUAUUUUUCUUGUGUAAAAACAGGUACUUUAUAAUUUGUUCUAUUUGCUUUUAUGUAGAAAGAUGAGUAUGCUAUAGGGUGCUAAUCAUUAGUUAUGGAUUAAAAGUGUAGUGUUCACAUGCACUAAAUGUAAAUGUCACUUUACAUAAACCUUCAAAUAAGGGUUUGGAUGGGUGACAUAUUUAAAAAAAAAAAAAAAUUCAAAGUGGGCUUAAAUGGUACAGUGACCCAAAAAAACAGCUUGCAUAAGUUAACUUUUAAUAUGAAUUCCUUGUUAAUUCAGAAAGUUUGGCAGAAGAAGAAUAACUAUGAUGGCAAAUGUUAAAGCAUACAGUAUUUAGGCUACAGGCAUUUCUGUAUACUUUAUUUAAUUUUGGUGAGAGCAUGUUAGCUUUAUUUCCAUGGUAGUCAGUGUGUUCUAAUUAAGCCCAUAUCAUGUGUUUCAAUAGGAAAUAAUAAAAUUUUUAGGUUUGAUAGCUUUUUACUGCAAUCCUGGGUUUAGUCUUAGGCCUAGUUAUUCAUGUUUGUGGUGGUCCAUUGUUACAAGCCAAACAUUACAUGCAAGUUAAAAAAAUAAAUUUUGUAUAUUACUGAAUAAAUAUGUGUCUACUACCUGAAAAAAUAAUACAUUUUAUAUUUGUGUAAAUAAAUGUGCUCAUUUUAUUUUCAAGCCCAUGCCAGACUUUUGAUUUAAAUGUGUGAACUUAGAUUUUGGUGACCUUAUACCUUAUUCCUGUGUGAUAUGCCGUGUCAGUGUGAAAGAGUGAUAAUAAAUGUAACUUAUAUCA